GUGUGUGGAAAGCGGAAGCGACAACAAGUCAACAGCUGGUAGAGGGAAAAACGAAAGUAAAGUCUUCCUGAACGCAGGGAAAUGGAAGUGUGCGUAGAUAGAGUGGACUCAGCUAUCAAUGCCCAAACAGGGGGAUCCAUUCGCUUAGAAUUAUGUGCUUGCUUGGCAGAUGGUGGGACUACUCCAAGUAUCGGCAUGCUAGCGGUUAUAAAGAAACUUGUUCACAUUCCAGUAUUUGUAAUGAUUCGUCCUAGAGCUGGAGACUUUUUGUUCAGUGAUGAUGAGCUGGCAGUUAUGAAGCAGGACAUUAUUCAUUUGAAGAAAGCUGGAGCAGAUGGAUUUGUCUUUGGAAUUUUAACUGAAAAUGGAGAAGUGGAUGCACCAAGAUGCAAGGAGCUCCUGGAUAUUAUAAGACCCUUACCAGCAACUUUUCAUAGAGCCAUUGACAUGACCCAAGAUAUAUUCAAGGCUCUUGAUGACAUUAUGACUCUUGGCUUUGAUCGCGUUCUUUCAAGCGGUGGAUGUGCUACAGCUCAUAAAGGAGUUGAGGUGCUGCGAGAAAUGAUAUCAAAGGCUGGAAACAAGAUGGUUGUCAUGCCAGGUGGAGGUAUUACAGAAAACAAUUUGAAGGACAUUCUUUCUUGCGGAGCAAAGGAGUUCCAUGGAUCAGCAAGGUGCAAGCUUCCUUCUACUAUGAAAUUUAGAAAGUCUGAUCUCAGUAUGGGUUCAGAUCUUGGAAAGGAGUAUGAAGCCAGUGUUACUUCCAAGGAAAUGGUGCAGUCGCUCGUUAAGAUUGCCAAGGAUAUGUGGAGUUGAUAUGAAUGAAUAGAAGUGUAUGUUUUGAAUUACUGGAUUUUAGAAAUAAAUUAAUUUUAUCUAAAUUUGAUAAAUGUCAUUGUUGUGAAAAUGAGGAAUUUGAUUGAAGUUUAAUCCCUUUUCAACUCUAUUCAGAUGAUCUCGCCAGCAGUUCUGCUCCCAUCAAUGACUCUCCUGUGACUCUCUUAUGUCAGUCUACCAUUUUCAGUUUGAGGGUAAAAAAAAUGUUUCGUUUCUAGACACAGAUUUGUUACCAAUCCAGUUUAACUGUGUCUAUAAUUGUGCCGACAUAAGCAUCUUUUACAAACUUUCCUCCAUGUGUUCCCUCAUAAAAUAUGAAUAAAACACUAGUCUAUUGAC
Messenger RNA from Aplysia californica (California sea hare), 1176 nucleotides. RefSeq names its product copper homeostasis protein cutC homolog. The transcript is spliced from 8 exons. Gene Ontology annotation, molecular function: copper ion binding. The coding region runs from base 82 to 816 and encodes 244 amino acids. NCBI's taxonomy places the organism in Eukaryota, Metazoa, Mollusca, Gastropoda, Aplysiida, Aplysiidae. The record is from RefSeq and is a predicted model, not a curated record.